AUGGACUCGACGUACAAGGAGCCGAGCGGCGCAGCUGUGCCGACCAGCUACGCAGUGCUGAGUCUGCCGAGCAAGGCGACCAUGCGCCGCAAAGGCUACAACCCGGAUGACGUGAACUACAACGGCGGCCUUGCCUUGCACCCGCUCGCCACGUGGAGGACGUUCAGUCUGCCAGAUGGAUGUACAUACAAGGAUGCCGUGACGGCGGUGCAGACGGCCAACGCGAAGCCAUGGGGACCGAUCAAGAUCCGCCUCAACUUCUCCGAUGGCCGAUACGAGCAGUUCGAGCGGGCGGCGCCGUCCGUCAUGGAUUCCCUUCAAAGCACCACGACGUACAACCCAAAUGGCGUCUUCAAGGAAGAGACCCUGUCGUUGUCAACGAUGCGCCGCGCGCAGCAGCAGCCUCGUCUUCGUCCGCUGGUGGACGAGCGCGGCCACCACCUCAGCAGCAAGCCUAUCCCACGCACCUUCGCUCCUGAGGAGCUCUACAAGAACUGCCCUCCGCCGGUACUGUGCCAGCCUGGCUAUGAUUUCACUCCAGUAAGCUACAACACGUUCCUGCUGAAGCCGCAGGACCCGCCGCAGGGGGUGCGCAACGUGCAGAGCAACUUCACGCACAGCAUCUGCGACUACCGCCCGCGCUCGUACCUUCGCCCGGAGGGGGCGACGGGGACUACACAUGCCAGCCGUCAUUGCCACUGCAACGAAGUGUUUCAGGUUGGCGACUACACAAUGGACUUUGCCUGUGAGGGGACGACGGUCAACCACCGCAACCGCCUCGUGAUGAAGGAUUACUCACGCAUCGGUACGCUGAAGGCGAACUCCUCUGUUGUUGGCCGCCGCCACGCCCGCAGGCCGCGCUUUGGUUGCACUGCCAUGGCGGCUAGGGAGUCCAGCGCUACCGCGGUUUCCUCAGCAGCCGACGAGGAGACGGCGUAG
Leishmania braziliensis MHOM/BR/75/M2904 is the source of this 939-nucleotide messenger RNA. RefSeq lists its product as hypothetical. The transcript has a single exon. The coding region runs from base 1 to 939 and encodes 312 amino acids. The record is from RefSeq and is a predicted model, not a curated record. Lineage: Eukaryota; Euglenozoa; Kinetoplastea; Trypanosomatida; Trypanosomatidae.